AUAACUCCCUUAUAUAGCAUCCAGUCAGUCCUUAUUCCUCUAGAGCUGUUUUGUUCGCGCCGGUGUUUUACUCUGAAUUUCAACUAAGCAGUGUUGUGUCCAGAAAAAAGAAGACAAUAAUUUCAACCAUGGUGCAACCAGAAGCAAACAUUCCAUAUGAAUUGCUAAAGAAAAUGAUCAUUUCGGGAAAUGCUCCUUCUCUCAUUUUCUUUAUCAUUAUAAGCCAGUAUGUUCUGAGACUGGUCUUCAUCUGUCCUUGUUCUUCCUCACCAGCUUUCAAAAAAGCUAUAUUAGCUAUGUAUUGGGUCCUACCAUCUUUGCUACUAUUUGUUGUUGUCUUCUUGACAGAUAGACCGUUUAAAAAGACCAUUAGACUUUGCAACAACAUAUGUAAUAGUGCACUUACGAGAUGUUUCCUGAAAGUAUUAACACUAGCAGCAGUGUGGGGCAUAACAACAAUGUUUGAUGGAGAGUGGUAUAUAUGUAUCAUGACAUCAAAUGGAAACUAUUCUGAAAUCCCCUGUAAGACAACGCGUAGCAUGGAAGAAGAGUUGAUCAUCAAAAAUAUCAAGACUGAAUCUCAAAUUAUUGGUUUUGGCAUUCUUUGUAGUGUUUGCUUGGUUCAACUUCUCGGGAUAUGGCUUUCUCCAGUGUUUCUCCAGUGUCGCAAGUGCAGAAGGUGUCUCAAAACAUGCAGGACCGAAUGCAUCAGAAAUUGUUGUAGUUUGUGCUGCAAGUGUGACCCUGAAUUUGAGGUUUCAUUCUACAAACUAAAAUACAAUAAAUAUCUAGAGAGGGAGACUCAUCGCCACUUGAAAAAACAAUUACUGGCCUUCGCACAAGAAAAAGCGCAGGGUAACUGUAACAAACCCCUCAAUAAAAUCUAUCUAAAGGAGUUAAAUCAGUGUUCAGUGGAAGCGGCAACAACAGCAGCACUGAAGGCAGCAGCAGCCACAACAACAGCAGCACUGGAAGCAGCAAUAGCAGCAGCAGAAGCAGAGGCAGCAGCAGUGGCAGGGGGAACAACACACAGUACAAGAAUGACGGCACGAAAAGGAAAAGAAGUAGCUGCUGCAGCAGCAAAGACAGCAGAAGCAGUUGUAGCAGCUGCAGUCACUGUAGCCAAGAUGGAAAAUGAAACAACAACAGCAAAAGAAGUAGCAGGAAAAAAAGACAAAAGACAACUGUUUGCAGCUGCAAUAGCUGCAUGAAAGCAGAAAUGACAAAAAUGUAUGCAAACGAAGCAGCAAUUCAAGUGGCAGCAGCAAAAAAAGCAAUAGCAGCAACAACAGUGGCAGCAAUUAUGGCAGCAUCAGCUGCAACAAAAGUAGUAUCUGUUCCAACAACAACUGCAGAAGCAGAAAAAACUACAGCAACAGAGGUCAUAGAAGAAAUAGCAAGAGAAAAACCAGUGGCAACAAGAUCAGCGGAAGUAGAAGAAGCAGCAGUAAAUAAAACGCAGGCAGCAGCAACAUUAGCAGUGACAGCAGCAGCUGGAGGCAAAGCAGCAGCAGAUGCAGCAAAGGUACUGUAGCAGCAGCAGUGAAAAAAACAGAGACUGCAGCACAAUUAGCAGUGACAGCAGCAGACGAUGGAGCAGCAGCAGCAAAGACAGCAGCAGAUGUAGCAGAAGAGGAAGCAAAUGCAGCAUAUGCAGCAUAUGCAGUAGCAGCAAGAACAGGAGAAGAUGCACAAGCAGCAAAACAGGCAGCAGCAGAUGCAGCAGUAGCAAUGAUAACAGCAAUGGCUGCAGCAAAUACAGCAGCAGCAGAAGCAGCUAAAUCAAAUGCAGCAGCAGAGGCAGCAGCAACAGAAGCAAAGGCAGCAGCAACAAAGGCAGCAACAACAAAUUCAGCAGUACAUACAGAAGCAGCACAAGAAGCAGCAGGAGCAAUGGCAUCUGCAGCAGAAUUAGCAGCAGGUGCAGCAAGAAAAGCAGGAGCAGCAGCAGAAAAGGCAGCGGAAGAAGCAAAGGCAGCUGAUGAAGCCACAGUAGACGCAAAGGAUGAUGCAGUAGCAGAUGCAGUAGCACAUGCAUUAGCAAAUGCAGCAAAAAAGGCUGAAGCAAAGGCAAAAGCAGCAAAAAAAUCAGCAGCAGAUGCAGCAAAUGCAGCAAAUGAAGCAGAUGUGGCACUAGCAAGGAUAGUAGAUAUGGUUGCAGCAGAAACAAAAGAACUAGCAGAGGCAAAAGCAGCUACAGCAAAAUUAGCAGCAGAUACAGCAGGAGCAGCAGCAGCAAAGGCAACAGAAGAAGCAAAGGCAGCAACAGAAGAAGCAAAGGCAGCUGCAGAAGCCGCAGCAGAAGCAAAGGCAGCAGCUAAAGAGGCAGCAGCAAAAAAUGCAGCAGUAGCAAAUGCAGCAGAUGCAGCAACAAAGGCUGCAGCAAAGGCAGCAGCAGCAAAGGCAGAGGCAGAGACAAAGGCAGCAUCAGUAGUGGAAGCUGGAGGAGGAGCAGGAGCAGCACCUAUAGAAGUGGAGAAAUUAGCAGAAAGAGCAGAGGCAGCAUUUCUACCUAGACCAGUCACUUUCACUGAACCAUGGAUUCAAAUAUCUAAACAUGACUUCCACCUUAUUCCCUGAUGAGGAAAUUGAAAGCUGGCAUUCUAACAGUGUACUUUUGUAAUAUCACAGAAUAUAUCAAUCAUAUUUUUUUCUCCAGAAAUAUACAUAUUUUUUGGUCUAGAAUCUACAGAACCUUAGGGGGGGUCAUCACAAGAUUUUUUUUUUUUUUUUCAGAAAAUAUGCUCACUAAAUUGAGUGCUCAUUUUACUAGAUCAUGCCCAUUUGAAUAAACAGUGUAAAUUCUGUGCAUGUUUUACUAAUCGUGCACUCAUUUUGCUAAACUGUGCUCUCAUUUUAAUUGUUGUAAAUUAAGCACACAAUGUUGUAAAAUGUGUGCACAUUCACAAUAUAGUAAAACAUGCACACAAUUUAGUAAAAUGUGUGGAUGAUUUACUAAAUUGAGAGCACAGUUUAGUCAAAUGAGCAGUGGAGUCUAAAUCCCCCCCUGGGGAUUUGAAAAACUGAAUCUGAAUCUCUGUGAGUUUUCAUCCUAUAUAGAAACAUAUAAGUGACACCAUUAGAAACCUUGAAUCUUUCCAAUAUGUUUUAAAAUCGAUGUAUCGAUUGUAAAAACUUUAAAAGUUUUGCGAUUUUCACUCUUCUUGCUUGCAGCAGGCCCAUUCAAGUGAAUUUGCAUUUGAAAGAUCCACUUGUGAGCCACUUCAUUAGUCUAACCCCAAACUUCAAACUCCAAAAGGCUUGGGUGGAUAUUAAAGUGUGUUUUUUUUUUGACAAGAUUUGAAGACCUUUGAAAAUAUUUUUUUUAUAUAGUUGUGUCUACACUGAAUUAUAAUAAAAACAAAUUUCAUUACAUCCUCUUAUGGACUAACAUAUCAUUAUUGUUGAGGUCUUCUAGAAUAUAACCAUGUGUGCCACUUUUGAAAGUAGUCUAAAGUAUGCCAAAGAUAUAUGCAAUCAGUAUAAUUGCACAAAUACAUACAGACAAGUUGCUAAAACACAAUUUUGUAAACUAGGCAGGCUUUAUCAAGAACUUUCACAUACAAUUCACAAAACCACACACCCAAACUGCAAAAAAACUAAUGUGUCCUGCAAAUGAAGCACUGCAACCAAAUCUACAUAUAACAUUAUCAAAAUCAAACGUUUGCACCAAAUGGCACAUGCUUCAUUCAUAUCACACUGUCGGGCAUAAUGAAAAGCACUUUCAUCUUUAGUAUGCUUUGCCAUUAUACUAAAAUAGUUCAAAUUGUAGAAAAUGCUUCAGAUUGUUCACAUCCACAGACAUAUUUGCAGAUGCACACAUAUGCAAGUUAGUGCAACAUAUGCACAGCAGAUAUAUUUAUAUUGACAAAUUAGCUCAUGUGGUGUUAUUUUGAAGGCAGUGUUUUGAAAAGGCAAACGUGACUUGUGAAUGUUGUGUCAUGCAGAGAACCGUGUCCAUAGCAUUUAAUAAGUGUAGUUUUGAAUUGCAAAAUGUGUGUAAAGCAGAAAAUGUAUAACUUGAGAGGAGGUUUUGUUCUCUGUGUGUCCGUUUGAAUAAUUGUGCUAUGUGUGUCAUUUUAGCAUGUUAGCAAUUGGAAAAAACUGUGAGUAACACAUUCCAUUUACAAAAUAUAGCACUUGCACAUAUACAAUACUGCCAUCUAGUGGCUCCAAUAUUGCAAUCUACCCAGUGCCUCAAAAAGACAUGUACAACCCUGCCAGAGGUGGGCACUGUGGUGUAACUGUUUUAAGUAGAGUAGGAUGACGUCAGAGGUGGAACGUUAGUUGGAGGAGGGAAAGUUGCGGGGUGUUCAGGAGGAGACGCACUUGUUGAAUUAAACAUUCACGCUUUUACAGUUGGACUCCGCGUAAGUUAUUUAAUAACACGACAGGCACAAAUACAUCAAAAAUUAUUUUGUUGCAAACAAAUACUGCCUCAUAAAAUAUAACAAAAUAAAACAAAAGAUACUCAUGUGAAAAAUGCAAUUUCAUUCAAAUACAAGUAAUUAGUUAUUUGAAAAUACAAACACACACAACAAUCAUGGUAUACCAACUUUUUAAAGAAACUACAAGGCAUAUUGAAAACAUACUCUGAUUGGCUGGCAGAGGGCGAGUAAUUCUGUAUAUUGGGGCUCCAAUGAAGUGGUAAAAUAAUUUAAUCAGUGUCCCAUAUCAAUAUACUGUAUGCGACUGAUGAUUGAACUGACAACAGGCAGGCUUUACAAAAAAAUAUUUGCCCUUUUGCUUGUUUGAUUGUAUUGUCUAUUUAUUGCAUUUCUUACUGCUUUUAGCAGUUAAA
Sardina pilchardus (European sardine) is the source of this 4801-nucleotide messenger RNA. RefSeq lists its product as uncharacterized. The coding region runs from base 129 to 1211 and encodes 360 amino acids. The record is from RefSeq and is a predicted model, not a curated record. The transcript is spliced from 3 exons. Lineage: Eukaryota; Metazoa; Chordata; Actinopteri; Clupeiformes; Clupeidae.